AUGGAGUUCCCAGAUGACUUCCUCCUUGCUGAGCUGGGCCACUUGCAGUUCUACAAUGACUCCAACGGUACCUACAAUGAGACCGACGGCUUGCUGCCAACGGGGGUGAAGGUCACUAUUGUGGUCGUCUACAUGAUUGUCUGUGUCAUCGGCCUGGUGGGAAACUUCCUGGUCAUGUAUGUCAUCAUAAGAUACACAAAGAUGAAAACGGCCACUAACAUCUACAUUUUUAACCUGGCUCUGGCUGACUCUUUGUUCCUGGCUACUUUACCUUUCCAGGGCACAGAUGUGUUCCUGGGCUUCUGGCCAUUCGGGAACGCUCUGUGCAAGGCGGUGGUGUCUAUCGACUACUACAACAUGUUCACCAGCACCUUCACCCUGACAGUGAUGAGUAUGGACAGGUACGUGGCAGUCUGCCACCCAGUCAAAGCGCUGGACAUGAGGACUCCUCACAAGGCCAAGGUGGUGAAUAUCUGUGUGUGGGUGUUGGCUUCAGCCUUUGGUGUACCGGCCAUGGUCCUGGGAAAUGUCGAAGAGGAACAAGAGCACAACAGUGUUGAGUGCAUCAUGGUUUUACCUGAACCAAGGACUCACUGGGAUUCUGUCUUCGGUACCUGUGUCUUCCUCUUCUCCUUUCUCAUCCCCGUUGCUAUCAUCAGCAUCUGCUACAGCCUGAUGGUCAAGCGCCUGCGCAACGUUCGCAUCUUGUCCGGCUCCAAGGAAAAAGACCGCAACCUGCGGCGCAUCACCAGGAUGGUCCUGGUGGUGGUGGCAGCAUUUGUCGUCUGCUGGACACCCAUCCAGAUAAUGGUCCUGGCUCAGUCUCUGGGCUUCAACCUGAGCAGUUUGUUCACACUAGUCCUGAUGCACUUCUGCAUCGCGCUGGGCUACGUCAACAGCAGCUUGAAUCCUGUGCUCUAUGCCUUCCUGGAUGAGAACUUCAAGCGCUGCUUUCGGGAGUUCUGCAAACCCUCGCCUUUCCGCCUCGACACCCAACAGUCGGGCAGGAUGAGGAGCAUUGCUAGGGAGGUGGCAGCUGCUUACAGCUACAAGGCUGAUGGCAGGGGGCCAGGAGGAGGGACGUCUAAUCCAGCAUGA
Molecule: messenger RNA, 1098 nt
Organism: Cyclopterus lumpus (lumpfish)
Lineage: Eukaryota; Metazoa; Chordata; Actinopteri; Perciformes; Cyclopteridae
Gene: oprl1
Product: opiate receptor-like 1
Exons: 5
Coding region: 1-1098 (365 amino acids)
Biological process (GO): sensory perception of pain; neuropeptide signaling pathway
Cellular component (GO): membrane; neuron projection
Molecular function (GO): neuropeptide binding; nociceptin receptor activity
Source: RefSeq, a predicted model, not a curated record